Molecule: messenger RNA, 530 nt
Organism: Saccostrea cuccullata (small rock oyster)
Lineage: Eukaryota; Metazoa; Mollusca; Bivalvia; Ostreida; Ostreidae
Product: NADPH oxidase activator-like
Exons: 5
Coding region: 176-508 (110 amino acids)
Source: RefSeq, a predicted model, not a curated record
UUCAAAAUAUUUAUUUGUACGUGGCUGAUUGAAAAGUUACAGUCAAUACAGACCCAGAGUGUCCAGACUGUCACUGAGACUCUGACAGUCUACAGAAUUUGUUUUAUCUACAAGUCAUAAUAUUGACCCAAUGGACCACGAAGUCAUAUGAUCUGAGAAGAAAAAGCUUUUGAAAAUGAUGGAAGAAUCUUCUGAUGAAUCAACAGAAAUAAUCUCCAAUGAGGAAGCUGAGUUAGCCAAGAAAAUGCAAGAGAGCGCAGAACUUUCCAAUACAGAUACAUCAACUACAAAGUUUGUUGCCAGUGUGUCAGCUCCUGCUCCACUGCCAGUAUUUAUGAGCAUUCCUGAAGCCUCUCCAUCAGGAACUACACAGCAGAAAUCAAAGGAAUCCUCAUCUCCAGCUUCUCCUCCUACACAAAGAGAAAUACCUGUAUCUCCUCCAACGUCAAAUGAACAACAAUCCAGUCUGACUGUCAAACCCAGUGUAGCAGCCCCAGGUAAAGUCUGACAAAUAUGUUUGGUGGCGGGAC